UCGCCAUGAGGGAGGUCACGUGGUUCGGGCCGGCGUUAGCCCUGCUGACGGGAUCCUUGGCCCUGCUCGCCGUGCAAGCACAGUACGUGCAACUGUACGACGCUGGCCCCGAGCCGUAUCAAAGGAACCUGCAACGGAGCCUUUCCUCCAUGAGUGGAGCAGAAUUGAAAUAUUGGCUGCAGCGGCUACUACGAGACGCCGCUUUGCUACGCAAGCGCUCACCAGACAACGAUGACGGGCAGGAUGCGAUGCCUCCCGGUUUCGUCGGGGCUCGUGGUCGGCGUCGAGACGUGAUUCUCGAGCAGCCACCGGGAUUUGUGGGUGCUCGCGGCAAACGUGGAUCGGAACUGCCACUGUUAUUGGCCGGCCUCGCGGCUUCAGGAGCCGAAGCACCCGGAGCGCAGAUAGACAGGCCACAAGACUCGCAAUGAACACCCCAUGCCUACUGCAGUUCUGUAUUGCAAAAGCAGAACUGGUUUCGAGUUGCACUUUGAUGAACCUGUCUGAAGCGCAGCACGAAGAGUAGGCGCUGUCAGGAAACAGGUAAUCUUCGCUGGCGUCUCCUCGUGGGUAUUUUCUGAAAUGUGCGAAUAAAAAUCAAAUGAAAGGAAAUUGAAUCAAU
This is a messenger RNA of Dermacentor albipictus, 622 nucleotides long. RefSeq lists its product as uncharacterized. The record is from RefSeq and is a predicted model, not a curated record. Lineage: Eukaryota; Metazoa; Arthropoda; Arachnida; Ixodida; Ixodidae.